AAAGGCAAAACCCGGACAAAAUUGCCAAAGCGUGCAUGAAACCCAGAAUCGUCCUCUGCUUCGCUUUCUUGACAUUCCCCUAACUAUCUAGCGAUUUCAUUUCCCUUUUCACUUUCAUUCACUCGCCGAUCACUAUGACGACGACACCUCCGCCAUUAGAACAACAGAAUCUGGACGAGGAUACUCAAAUGCUGGAUCCUAUCUCUGAUGUGCUCGUUGAUCAAGAAAUGGAACAAGGGGAAGACCGAUUCUCAAAUCUACCGAAAAUCAUACUUCAUAAAAUACUAUCGAGGCUACCACAGAAUGAUGCAACUAUGACAAGUGUUUUGUCAAAGACUUGGUUAGAGAUAUGGUAUACAUUUCCCAUCUUAUCUUUUUCUGAUACUAAAGUUACAGGGGUGGUUCGUCAACCAGUGGAAGAUUUACCUGGAAAGAGUAAGGACUUCAUUGAAUAUGUAAAGAGCACAUUGUUGAGGUUUUCGGACCAAAAGUUGGUUAUCAAAGAAUUCAACCUCAGGGUAGACUGGUUUGAGGUCAGUUCCAUGUCAAUGGAUGUGGAUAUCUGUUUGAAACUGGCAAGUGAAAAUGGAGUUCAAGUUUUGGAGUUGAGUAAUGGUCGCUACAAGCUUGAAAAAGAUUGGGGUGACUGCUAUGUUUUACCUGAGAAAGUAAUUGAAAACCAAAAACUUACCAAGUUAAGUUUGGUGGGUGGAAUUAGAGUUGAUCGAGCAUUCACGAAUCAUUCAAUUAAAUUUUUCUCGUUGAGAGAAUUAUAUUUGUUGAAUGUCCAUUUUGAAGAUGAACAAUCAAUUGAGAAUCUCAUUUCUUGUUGCCCGUUGAUUGAAAUUAUAAUUCUGAUCUUUGAUCGCGACGGCAUGGAGUCUUUGAGGAUGGAUGGUCUACAAAAGCUCAAGACAGUUUAUACUGAUGGGAUAAAAGAGCUUUAUAUUGAUGAAGUUCCGAGUCUUGAGAGUCUUUACUAUUGUGGACAUUUGGACACACCAUUUAAGUUUGAUUCUAUUCGGUGCCAAAAUUUAAAGGAGUUAUUCUUGAUUUUGAAUAGGACUACUAUUAUCACAAACAAAUGGUUUCUUGAGCUGUUUCAGAAAUUCCGUUUCCUUGAGAGGUUGAAGUUGUUGUGUUGCGAAACAUCUGAGACAAUUAAUAUUUCAAGUGGCCAGCUUAAGUUUUUGAGGUUAUCUUUUGGCUCUAACUUGAAGGAGGCUAACAUUGAUGCUCCAAAUCUAUCAUCAUGUAAUAUUCAGUAUUGUUUUGAUUGCCCAAAACCUAUUAUAUUUUUUUCAAGAUUUUCUAGUAAACUAGAAGUCCAAAUUGAGCUCAGCAUUAAUUCUUUUGAUGUUUGUUACGUGAGGGAACUUCUCCAAAAUAUCAAACCUGAAAAUAUUUUGAUAUCACUAUAUAUAUCCAUCUAUUGUCCAACUCUGGUUGCACCAAAUCCAACGUUUUUGGAUAUUUCAUCGCCUCCACCAAGUAUCAAACAUAUGAACCUACGCGGAAUGUUUCCAUUAACAUAUGAAACUUUGGCUUCAGAUUUUGUAGUUUCCUUACUUUUAUGUUGUGUCCCUACAAAUAUAUCUUUGAACUUAGAUGCUUGUGGCAGAGCAUUCAUUGAGUUUCUUUAUGAGACGCUAAUGAGAAAAAAAGAAGAUGAUUGCUUUUGCGGUUCUAGUGAUACUAAGUGUUGGUGGCAUAACUUGAAGGAUGUGAAAAUCAAUAGCUAUUUCAAGAUUGAUAAGAUUAAUGAUGUUGAUUUUAAGACCAUGUUAGAAUCGUUUCCAACUUUUAGGCCUCGAGAUAUUAGUAUUAGGCUAGAAUUUUAAUGUUGUUGAGAUGCUUACCUUGAAGUUUGAUAUUAGUAACUCCAUCAAUGUUUUUAUUUUAUUUUUUCCCUAAAGAGUAAGGAAUUGUUGUAUGUUCUAUUUUAAUUGCUCCUUCAUAUUUUUAUAUUAAUUUAUAUUUAAAAAAA
This is a messenger RNA of Trifolium pratense (red clover), 1987 nucleotides long. RefSeq lists its product as uncharacterized. NCBI's taxonomy places the organism in Eukaryota, Viridiplantae, Streptophyta, Magnoliopsida, Fabales, Fabaceae. The record is from RefSeq and is a predicted model, not a curated record. Gene Ontology annotation, molecular function: protein binding. The coding region runs from base 135 to 1841 and encodes 568 amino acids. The transcript has 5 exons.